GAGCGGGUGUGGUACGACAAUGCCAAAGAGCAAAAGUGCCAUACUACGUUGUAUACAACACCAGCUGAGAAAUGGCCGAAUUGCGUGUCUUUGAAUGGUCAUUUGGCUUUCGUAUAUUAUAUCUGGGCCGCUUUGCUUUUCUUUUCCAUCUGCCUCUCUGUGUAGACUUGUGAUUCACGUUAACAUGGCAUCCACGCAAGAGAAAGAAAGCGACAAACGCGCCGAUCCCGUCGCUCAGCCCACGUUCAGGCCGGAGACGGACAUCGCGAGCGGCAAUGUUAUCCAGUACGGCUUGGACGAGAAGGCCGCUGCCGCGUUAAACGCCAGUGCAGAGUCGGCCCCUACCGCAGAGGGAGAGGAGCCCAAUGAAUACGAGAAGGGCACCCUACGCCGUAUUGGCGAGAAUCUUCCCGCCUCAGCCUACCUCAUCGCCGUGGUCGAGCUCACAGAGCGCUUCACCUACUACGGUGCCCAGGGCUUGUUCCAGAACUACAUUAGCAACAGUAAAGAUGGAUCCGAUGGUGCCAAAGGCCUUGGGAUGGGCCACCAAGCCGCCACUGGUCUGAACCUGUUCUUCCAGUGGUUUUGCUACGUCACUCCCAUUCUCGGUGCCAUUAUUGCCGACCAGUAUCUCGGAAAGUACAAGACUAUUCUCAUCUUCUGUAGCUUCUACUGGGUUGGUUUGGUCAUUCUCUGGACCACCGCUCUGCCAUCUGCUUUGGCACACGGUGCCAGCAUGCCUGGAUACAUCGUCGCCAUCAUCGUCAUUGGAUUGGGCACCGGUGGUAUCAAGUCCAACAUCGCGCCUCUGAUUGCCGACCAAUAUCAGCGCCGCCGGAUGGCCGUUAAGACGGAGAAGAGCGGAGAGCGCGUCAUCAUUGAUCCCGCCAUCACGUACCAGAGAAUCUACAUGAUCUUCUAUUGGUGCAUCAACUUGGGUUCACUCUCGUUGAUGGCGACGCCUUUCAUGGAGAAGUACAAGGGCUUCUGGACCGCCUUCCUGAUGUGCUUCGUCAUGUUCAACCUCGGCAUUACUGUUCUUGUGACACGUCGACACUCUUUCAUUGAUCGCCCUCCUCAGGGUUCUGUCAUUACCGAUGCCUUCAAGGCACUUGGAAUGAUGAUUGCCGCGCGCAAUUUGGACGCAGCAAAGCCCUCGUGGCGUGAGGCCAACGGCAAGACCAGAGUGGUUCCCUGGAAUGACCACUUUGUUGAGGAACUCAAGCGAGCUCUCCGUGCCUGCAAGGUCUUCAUCUUCUACCCCAUCUUCUGGGUUUGCUACGGCCAAUUCUCGACCAACUUCGUGACUCAAGCCGGUCAAAUGCGAGGCCACGGCAUGCCGAACGACUUUAUGCAGAACUUUGAUCCCGUCUCCAUUUUGGUCUUCACACCCAUCCUCGAAAGCGUCGUUUAUCCCCUGCUUCGCAAGGCCGGAAUCGAGCUGCGCCCCAUCAUGCGAAUCACCAUUGGAUUCUGGCUAGCCGCCAUCUGUCUCGCCUACGCCGCUAUCGUCCAGCACCUCAUCUACAACGCUGGUCCUUGCUACGAUUCGCCCGGCAACUGUGAGGCCGGCAAAGACGGAAACGGUUACCUGUCCAACAACGUCCACAUUGCUGUUCAGACACCAGCCUACAUCUUCAUCGGUCUCUCGGAGAUUUUCAUUUCUGUCACGGGUCUCGAGUACGCUUACACCAAGGCCCCUCCCAGCAUGAAGUCGUUCGUCCAGAGUAUCUACCUCUUUACCAACGCUUUCGGUUCCGCCAUUUCCGAGGCUCUUGUCUCUGUGGCUGUGGACCCCAAGUUUGUGUGGAUGUACACUGGCGUCGCUUGCUCUUCAUUUGUUACUGGCUGCAUCUUUUGGUUCAUCUUCCACCACUAUGAUGCUGAGGAGGAAAAGAUGUACGAUCUUGACCGCGACCAGCCUUCUCUGACGGAGGACCCUGCAAAGAAGUUGGAGGAUUAGGUAGAGAGUAGAUAGCUGAAAUACAUUCAAGCUCAGUACAAUGACUGAUUCAAACGUGA
Molecule: messenger RNA, 2022 nt
Organism: Ilyonectria robusta
Lineage: Eukaryota; Fungi; Ascomycota; Sordariomycetes; Hypocreales; Nectriaceae
Product: POT family protein
Exons: 4
Coding region: 95-1963 (622 amino acids)
Biological process (GO): transmembrane transport; oligopeptide transport
Cellular component (GO): plasma membrane; fungal-type vacuole
Molecular function (GO): dipeptide transmembrane transporter activity; tripeptide transmembrane transporter activity
Source: RefSeq, a predicted model, not a curated record